AUGAUAUUGUUUUCAUCAUCAUCAUCAUCAAUAUUUUAUAAAAUUAGAAAUAACUUGCUUUAUUUAUUUAGUAUUUUAUAUAUAGUAGUAAUAUGUUUAUGGGGUGUUAGUAAUGUUGCAGUUGUAGAAUCAGCUGCAAUUAAUACGAAUGGAGGUAGUACAAGUGAUACUUACUGUCCAUAUCAAGCACUUCCAGACACAUUAAAUGAUUUAAAUUUUUUAGGUUUCGAUGGUGAAUUCCACAUACACGAAACUUUUUAUUAUAAUUUCAAAAACUUUCAAAAAUCAAUAUCUUUUACACUUUUACAAAAAAGUGCUUUCCGUAUUUAUACUGCACCACAUGUUGUAGAUAUUGAUCUUUGGUUAUAUAAUAAAUCUGAUUCUUCAAAAGCUGUUGCUCAUACAUCAGAUAUGGGUGGUGAUGAAAAUUUAUAUGCAGAAUUAGAAGCUGGCGAAUAUUUUAUUAAAUUUUUAUUCUUUGGUCAAAAUAAAGCAAGUCAAUUAGAUUGUACAACAAUUACUUUAGAAAUCGCCAUUUCACCAACUAAUAUUAGUUUGGUUCAAUCUAGAAUGCAAGAUUUCGGUUGCCCAAGUAAACAAAUUUUACCAACCAUCAGUUGGACAACAUUACAAAAUACAGGUAAAUUAACCUAUGAUUCAGAUGUUAAUCAAGAUGGUACAGUUUUAAAUAUUAAUGAUAUUGGUUCAACUGAUUUAUAUAAAUUUGCUGCAAAUAUUCCAUUCACUUUACCACAAUCAAAUACAAUUAAUAAAUAUAGUGUUGAUGUUUCAAUGGGUUUUGAUUUUUUAACUGGUGGUUCAUUAAAUGUUUUAAUUCAAAGUGCAGAUUUACCAGCACCAACAAAUCUUUUAUGUUUAAAAGAUGGUAAUUGUACAAUUGGUGUACAUUUAAGUAAGAGUCAUUCAAUUAUAAAGACAGUAUUAUUACCAGGUGAUUAUAUUAUUUGGAUUUAUGAUCAAACUCAAGAGAAAGAUAUGGCAAUUCAAUUAAAAUGUUUACCAUUUUCAAUGUUUAUCGAUAUUCAACCAGCUCAACAAGUUGAGGACUUUUUAAAUUGUCAAUCCUAUUUCUUACCAAGUUCAUUCAAUGAACCUGGCUUUUUAGAUGAUGGUGGUUUUAUGUAUUUCGAUGAGGAUGUUUAUUUAGAUCUCUCUGUAAAGAGUGUAGCAAUCACAUUCAACCUCACACAACCAAGUUAUUUCCGUACUUAUAUUCCAGAUUUUCGUGUCGAUAUCGAUAUUUCAUUGACAAAGAUUGGCGUUGCACAACCAAUUGCACGUUCAUACAAAUUUGGAGGUGAGGAGGAGAUUAACGCUCAAUUGAAUCAAGGUAGUUACAUUUUAACUUUAUUCUACUUUGGUAAGAAUGCAGAUGUAUUUUGUGACGAAUAUGCAUUGGAAGUUGCAAUCGUACCUCAAACCGAUUAUAUUGGUAGCACUUGUACAACCUCAUCUGCACCAGAUUUCUCAAGCAUUAAUCAAACACUUUUCAAUAGUGCCUCAAAAUCCUAUAGUUUGAAUGCAGUUGCUGGUCAAACAAUUCCAAGAUAUCAAUAUGUUUUCGAUAAAACCGAUCUUAAUCCACAAACUUUAGCCUCUGUAAAUUUCACAAUUCCAGACGAUGGUGAUGAAGAUGGUAUCUAUUUCUUUGAAUCAAUCAUAGAGAGUAGUUUUGUAUUGGGUGACGUUCGUUUAGUACUCACCGAUUUAGCAAUGACUCAAGAUCAAUCAAAUAUCGUUUACGUUGGAUCACAUGAUCGUAAUCGUCAUAUCAUUUCAUUACGUAUUUAUCCAGGUGAUUAUCAAAUUCAAAUUCAAACUCCAAGAAUCUCUCAAAAUCAACUCGAUUAUCUUCCAUCCUGUUUAACCUAUUCACUUAGUAUGAUCAUUAAACCAUCGAAUGGUGAUGAAUUCGAUCCAUCAUGUUUUGGUUUAGUUAGUAUUUUACCAGGUGAUUUAAAUACUCCAGCUUAUUUAGGUACUUCAAAUCGUUUACAUGUCUCUGGUGAAUAUUUAAUUCCAACUUUACCAAUUUUCACUUCAACUAGUACCUAUCACAAUUUCACCGUAGCAUUGGAUUCCAUUCUUAGAGUUUACACUCAAUACAAUAAAGUCGAUAUUGAUUUAAAUCUUUAUGAAAAUGGUAAAUUAGUUUCAUGGAAUACUCGUUUCUACACUGAAGAGGCUAUGGUUUAUCAAUUAAAGAAAAAUACACCAUAUCAAUUACGUAUUAAAUAUUUCCGUCUUAGUAUUUCAUCAAUUCCAGCUUGUUCAACCUUUAAUUUAGAAAUGGUUAUUUCACCACUUCAAGAGAAUCCAAAGGAUUCUUGUAAACAAUUGAAUCAAGUACCAUCCAAUCUCAUUCCAACACCAACUUUAACUCCAUUCUUUUCAAGUGAAUCCUAUAAUUUCAAUCAAAAUUCAUCUGCAAUGACAUUUAAAUUACCAUUUGUCGUUCCAGUGAAAUCAGGUUCCGCUAUCUUCCGUGCUGUCUUAUCCUAUGAUUUCAUUUGGAAUAAUUUAGCAAUCGUUUUGAAAUCUUCUUCCUCAGCAAAUACCAUUAGUGAUGGUGUUUUAGGUUAUAAUAGACAUGAAAUUGAAAUUUUAGAACUUGUACCAGGUUCUUAUGAAUUGGAUAUUUACGAACCUUUCCCAACUCAAUCAAAUCAACUCAACCUAAAGAAUUGUGUAGAUUUCGUAUUGGAAGUUGGUAUUCAAAUUAAAGAUGAAUCCGAUGUCGAUAAGGAUACCGUAGUUUGUCCAGUUUUAAUGUUCCCAAGUACUUUGAAUUCAAUUGGUUAUCUCUCUGCAUUAAGUGGUGAUUCUCUCUACUUCCAAGAGUCAGUUUUAGCCGAUGUACUCACUGGUAAGGAUGUUGUCACUUUCUCUACUAAAGACACUGAAGAAAGUUCUUUGGUUAGAAUUUAUAUUCCAGCUCAUAAGAAAUUGGAUAUCAAUGUUAUCCUCUCUUACACUAGUUCAGGUGCCACCAUCGUUGCAAGUAGAGCCAUUGGUGAGGAUAUUAUCUAUGUCCAUUUGGAUGCCGAUGACUAUACUAUCACUUUCUAUUAUUAUGGUUUGGGUGGUCCAAUACCAAAACUUGAAGAUUGUCCAUCAUUUGAUGUAUUCAUUUCUAUCGUACCAGAUUCUCAAUUACUCAAGAAUAAAAUGAUCACUUCAGCUUGUCCAAAUACAGCUCCAAUUCCAACCACCGUUCAAGGUAAUACACCAGUUAGCAAUCAAUACUAUCGUUCAAUGUCAAUUACCCCUCAAGUUACAUCCAUUCCAUUCACAGCCACCAAUUACACUCAUUUCUAUGCAAACCUCGAUUAUAAUGAUUUGGUUGCAUCAAUGGCAAUGAAACUCGAAGGUAAUUACACCAAACUCGGUGAAAAUAUUCGUCUCCGUUAUUCACCACUCUAUCAAGGUGGUGAGGCUUUCAUCAAUGAAGUCAUUCCACCAGGUUCCUACGUAUUGACAAUCUAUGAUGCUUUCAAAAGUCCAGUACCAUUCAAUAGUAUCAAAUGUGCUCCAUUCUCUUUCUCUUAUUAUCUCAAUGCUAGUGCAGGUGUUUCACCAACUUGUGAAGCCAUUCCAUUGCCAACCGAUAUUUCCAAAGGUGGUGAAGCCAUUGGUGGACCACAAACAAAGACUGGUGAAGUUAGACUUUCAACUCGUCGUGCUUUAAUUCCAAAUGACAAGAGACCAACUCGUAUUAGUUUCAUUAAUCCAUCGGCUGUUUCUUACAUUCGUAUUUUAACAACCGCUGAUCCAGGUAAUGAUAUCGAUUUCUUUAUCUUCCAAAAUGCCUCAUCUACUUUCCCACUCUAUUCAUCAAUUCAAUCAGUUACCACAGAUAAUAACGUUUGGAAACUUGAUCCACAAAGUACUCCAUACGUAUUGGAGAUUAAAUACUUUAAGAUUAACACCAAAGUCAAUUGUAAUUUCUUUAGUUUUGAUUUAGCCAUUUCAAAUAUUCAAACCAUUCAAAAUGAACUCCUUUGUCCAUCAAAUCCACCAUCUGAAGAUGUUCAAGUCCCACCAGGUGGCGUUAGUUUCCCAUAUGGUAAAGAUGUUCAAAUUGGUUCAGAUGGUUAUUAUUUCUCAAAGAGUCGUGUUGAUUUGAAUACUCACGACGGUAUUUUCUCCUAUGGUAUCUCUCUCACUGUUAUGGGUCCAGUUUUAAUGUAUGCCAAUCUUGGUUUCGAUUUCCUUGCCAAUGAUUUCAAUAUGAUCCUUAGUAAUGUAAGUUCCACCGGUGCACUCACUCCAUUGGCUAGAGGUAUCGAUUCAAUUCCAAUCAAUGAUAACUCUGAAGUAGACAUUUAUAAUACCAUCAACUAUCAAUUGGAUUCAGGUAAAUACUUACUUCAAAUCACUGAAGAUGUCGAUUACAAUUCCUUUGGUCUCAACGUUAGUUGUCAUAGUUUCACCUUCUCUUUAAGAGGUUCAUCACAAGUCUCUGGUAUUGGUCCAAGAGUUACUGGCGUCUCACCAAAGAGUGCAACCAAUCUUUUGGUCAACAAAGAUUAUACUAUCACCGUUAUUUUCAGUGAAACUUUCCAACUUCCACAAGCUUCAGUUGGUACUGCAUUACUUGAUUAUAUUGUCAACAAUCGUGCAAUCUUCCUCCAAAGUACUGCAAAGAAUGCCGCUGUAAUCAAUGCAAAUGCCGCCGUUAGCUUUAAGGAUUUAAGUAUUAUGCUUACUUUCCCAAAGGAAUCAAUCGUUCCAGGUGUAACUUAUAUAUUAAGAGUCGAUGCCAACUAUUUUGUAAACUCUAACAAUAUUAUCUUUGCCAAUGAAAAUACAACUCUUGAUCAUACCUAUGCAUUCUUGGGUUGUAAUUGUAAUGGUCAUGGUACUUGUGGUGAUGAUGGUGUAACUUGUGUUUGUAAAGAUCCAUGGGCUGGUAUUGAUUGUUCAAAAUGUAAAGCCGGUUAUCAUGGUGUAGCAAGUCAAUGCGUUCCAAAUACCUAUUGUGAUGGUGAUAACACUUGUAAUGGUCAUGGUAAAUGUUCCGAUGGUAAUGGUUAUCCAGAAUGUAAAUGUAACACUGGUUAUGAUAGUUCAAGUAAUUCCUUUUGCGGUAGUUGUGCAUUUGGUUACUCUGGUUAUCCAAAAUGUGUUUACACACCAGAUAGUGAACCAACCUUUUGCAUGGCUCCAAUUCUUCCAUCCUCUCUAAACUCUUUUGAAUAUUUAGGUUUCCAAUCAAGCGUUCAUCUCCAAGAUAACUUUUAUUUGGAUAUUGUCUCAGGUGGUCAUGAUAUAUUCUUUACAAUCACUGAAACCUCAGUACUUCGUGUCUACACAGAACCACAUCAAUUGGAUGUUGAUCUUUGGUUAUACAACGCUACCUCCACCGGUGAUAUCGUUAACACUGUCGAUCGUUCAAUUACUUUCAAUCAUGAAGAGGUAGUUUUGGAUGUUUUAGAUGCUGGUAGUUAUUUACUCUCACUUAAAUACUACGAUUGGGGUAAAUUAAAAUCAAAUUGUCCAACCUUUAAUUUGGAGUUAGCAAUCGAUACUCUAGCUGAAUUACAAAGUAAAACCGAUGCUUUGAAGUUAUGUAAUGGCGCAACCAAAUUACCAGACUCUACUAAUAUUCCAAAAACAAUCACUCAAGAAUUUACAUUUGAUGAUCCAUCCAUUGGUUUCAUUGCACCAGUUUCAAAUACAAAAAAUACCUUAUACCUUUGGAAUUAUACUUUUACCGUUGCUCCAACUCAAGAUGGUAAAGUUGCUUUGGCAGAUAUUGAAAUUGGUUACCAAUUCCUUCCAGGUGAUCUUUCAUUGGUCAUUCAAUCAGGUGAUGGUAAAGGUGGUCUUACUUGUAAGGGUUCAACCGAUACUACCGUUAGUGGUUGUGUCUAUGGUGAUAAUGAAUUGAAUAGAAAUGUAAUUCAUGCAACUUUAGCACCAGGUAUUUAUACAAUUUGGAUUUAUGCACCAGAGUUUAACAAUGCAACCAAUAUGAAUUGUGCUCCAUUCAACUUUAAAUCAAAAUUCGUUUUCAUUAAUGAUGAUGAAGAUUACUUUAACUGUGAAGGUGAAAUCUUACCAAAAUCAUUAAACAACCCACAAUUCCUUGUUAAUAAUUAUCUUCACGUUCAAGAUCUUUACUUGGUAGAUAGUAAACAUAGUAACAUCACUUUCAAUGUUGGUGUAACCUCUUUCAUUAGAGUUAACGCUCAACAAAACAAUGCAAUCGUAAUGAUUACCCUUAUCAACUCAAAGACUAAUGAAGUUUUCGAUAAGGAUUCAAGCGUUAUCUUUUUAAGAAUUGCACCAGGUGAUUACAUUAUCACCAUUGAAAGCAAUCAUAUUUCAAGUGCUAAAAACUUUUGUCCAUUAUUAAACAUUGAGAUCGCAAUCGAAGAUGUUAAUACACCAUUACUCACUCCACCAAUUUGUCCAGAAACCGGUGUUAAGAAUACACCAUCCUUUAAUUUCGAUACACUUCCAUUCGUUUUUGAAAAUGGUACUCUCCAUAAGAAGAUCUAUACCGUUAGCUCAAAGAGUGAACAAAUCGUCUCAGCCUAUCCAUUCACUGUUACUCAAUCAGUUCAAUUCUAUUCAGCCGUCGCCAGUGAAUUCCUUCGUGGUGAUUUACGUAUUAAUCUUUACAAGAUUUUGGAUGAUAAUAGAAAAUCUCAAAUGCUUUUCAUUCAAGGUAAUCAUGAUUACAACUACAAUUGGAUUCAAGAAACUUUAGAAGCUGGUUCUUACAUGGCCAAGAUUGAACGUCCACAAUUUAACAUUGGUUCUGGUCAACCAACUUGUAUUCCAUUCGAAUUUGAAUUCUCCCUCCACCCACUCUCUGCCGUACCAAAAUGUCCAGGUGAAUCAAUUCCACUUAGUUGGAAUACCAUUCGUUUCUUGGGUACUGAAGGUAAAAUGCAUUAUCAAUCCGAUAAUUUCGUCGUACCACAAGGUAAAUAUACUCAUGUUGAAAUUCCACUUCAAACUGUAAACGAUUCUAUCAUUCGUAUCUAUGUCAAUCCACAUAUUGUCGAUAUCGAUAUUCGUUUGAAAGAUCCAUUCACAAAUCAAACCUUAAUUAGUGGUUCAAACCUUAUCAACACUGAAGAAUCAUUUGUCUAUCAACUUAGUGCUGGUUCUGUAUAUUAUCUCCAACUUCAAUUCUGGAAAUGGUCAAAUAAUAUUCCAUUAUGUAAUGUUUUCAGUUUAGAGAUUGCAGUUGCACCAGUGUCUGGAAUUAAACCCGCUCAAUGUAAAGAUAACGCAAGUUAUUGGCCAACCGUUCCUUCAACAUUUAUUGGUGAUUUAUACGAUUAUAGUAGUUUAGAUAGUGAUACACAAUAUUACUUCCAACAAGCUGCAACAGCUCUUCAAUCUAAAGAAUACACUUUCACCACAAAAUCCGUUACAAAUAUUCACGUUCAAGUUGGUUAUGAUUUCCUUACAGGUGAUUUAGCUAUCAAAUUGAUUUCACUCUCUUCAAAGAAUAAAAAGGUUUACUAUGGUACAAUCGCACCAAAUAGAAAUAUUCUCGAAGUUACCAACUUACCAAUUGGCAACUAUCAAUUGGUUAUCUAUGAGCCAUUUAGUAGUUUGAAAUCAAUUAUGGGUUGUUCAUUCUUUAACUUUGAUUUCUAUUUAGAGCCAAAUUCAAACUAUGAUCAAGAAGAUGGUUUCUAUCAUUAUCUUCCUUCAACUUUGGAUUCCUAUGCCUAUCUCAACUAUGAUAUGUCUACUCAUCUCCAAGGUGAAUAUAUGAUGUUUGAUGGUAUCGAUGCUCAUAAUACUGUUCCUUUCACUAUUACAGGUUCUAAUUCAUUCAUUAGAGUUCAAGCUUCAAUUCUUCCAGAUGAUGAAAGUGAUAUUCACUCUGAUAUUCUCACACCAUUUGUUAAAAUUGACAAUUCACAGCCUGGUUCCCUCGCUCAAAUUUUAAAACCAGGUCAAUACACACUCCAAAUCUUACCAGGUAUUCGUCCAUCACCAAAUACUGCAGUCAAUUUAGAAAUUGCCAUUGCAACUGUUGAACAAGUAAACAAAUCAAUUAACGCCAUUACAGCUCCAAAAGAUUGUGCCACUUCUGCACCAGUAUCAAUCAAUCCAUCUGCUAUCGAUGGUUCAUUCUAUUAUAGUGAAACCUUAUAUGCAUCCUAUGAUAAAGUUACUAAUCAAAGUAUUAUUAAUCAUUCACCAUUUGUUCUCACUCAACCAACUCUUGUUUACAUUCAAAUUGGUUAUCAAUUCCUCCUUGGUGAUUUUGAUAUGUAUAUCGCAAGUGAAGAUAGACGUAGUCUUCGUCUCUUGGGUAAAAGUAAUCGUAAUACCAAUGAAAUCAACGUUAUCCUUCCAGCUGGUAGCUAUUCACUCACUAUUGUCAAUCCAGUAAAAACACCAACCGAUUUUGGUAAACAUUGUACUCCAUAUCGUUUAUCAAUUGCUUUCCGUAGUUCAUCAUCAACUGGUCAUACCGAUUGUUCCAUUUUCAACUCAAUUCCUUGGGAUUUGAAUUCAGCAACUGGUGGUUCCGUUGGAUUUGGUGGCCCAAUCGAUGGUGAAGGUAAUUUACGUCUCUACAGUGAUGAUUUCAUGGCUCCAUCAACAGCCUCCACUCAAAAUAUCUCCUUUACAAUCGGUCAACCAACAUUUGUAAACAUUUUCACUAUCGAUGAUCUCACUGCCUCAAUCGAUGCCGAUAUCUUUGUCAAGAAUACCGCCAAUGAUCAAGAUCUUCUCUAUGAUGUUACACUUCAUAAUACCGCUCAACAUUCAAUGUUAUUCGUUGCCAAUCCACCAAAAUCUGGUCUCCAAAGUGAUUUCUCAAUUAGUUUAACAUUCAAAGGUGUAUCUAAAGAUGCUUGUCCAGCUUUUGGUUUACAAGUGGUAAUGAAACCUGUCUCUUAUUUAACCAAUCAACUCUAUUGUACAAAGAAUUUCCAUCCAAAACUUCCAAAUACAAAUCCAAAACCAAAUCAAUAUGGUGCAGUCAAUGAAUAUAUCUCCUCAAGUAUGCCAGGUGAUUACAUCAAUAGUAUGGCCACUGCUAACAAUCAAUUCGAAUACAAUAUCGAUUUCUCUUUGGAUCGUAUCUCUCGUAUUGAAGCUUCCAUUAGUUUCGAUUCAAUUGCCACCAACUUUUAUUUGAAACUUUCAACUAGAACCACCGAUAAGAGUGGUAAAGUUGUUCGUAAUUCAAUUAGCACCGGUGAUUGGAAUGCUGAAAAUUCAUUUGGUGAAACCACAAUGACCUCUUCCAUCUCAAGCUCACGUUUAGCCAUUGGUAACUAUUCAAUCACAAUCGUUCAACCAAAAUAUCAACCAAACUCUUGGAUUACCUCAAGUAUCUAUGGUGAAUUAUGUUUCCCAUUCACUUAUUCCCUCACAAUUAUGGAUAGAAAUCAAGUUUAUGCUGGUUCAGUCACUCCUAGCAAUGGUUUCAAUCUUUUACCAAAUCAUGAUCUCAAUUUAGUCUUCCAAACUCAUUCAACACUCUAUAGUGACGCUCAAGCUACCAUCUUUUGUAAUUCUUCUCAAUAUAUUAAAGAUACCUUUUAUUUGGCAAGUCAAUCCUCUAGUGAUACCAUCGCACCAUCCAAUGUUAUUUGUGGUGCUGAUGAUGGAACUAAAUGGAUUUUUGUAUUCUCAAAUGAUUCACUCGUUGCCGACUCUUCCUAUAUCCUCAGUAUUCGUGAUGGAAAACUCUUUGAUUCUACUGCUGUACCAGCAAUACUUCCACCACAACAUAUCUACACCAUGUUGGACACCUCUUGUUCAAACAAUGGUUAUUUCAAAGAUUCAGGUUGUAUAUGUGCUAAAGGUUACACUGGUGUAGAUUGUAACAAUUGUGCACUAGAUUAUCAUAAUAUUGACACUCAAGGCUCCCCAAUUUGUGUUAAAUCCGAAUGUGAACCAUACUAUUGUGGUUGUGAUCCAAAUAAUAACUCCACUUGUACUCAAUUGGGUAAAUGUGUAACUAACACAGAUGGCAAUGCAGUUUGUAUUUGUUCUGGACCAUACAGUGGUACAACUUGUAAUAAGUGUGCUUUGGGCUAUCAUAACUAUCCAUAUUGCACAGUGUGGAAGGAUUGUGGUGAUUGUGGUAAAGGUAGUUGUGAUCAUGAAAAUGGUCAAUGUACUUGUCCAGAUAACUAUCAAGGUCCAUCAUGUUCUCAAUGCGCCGAUGGCUACAGUGGUAGUGAUUGUAAAAAGAAUGGUUCCGGUGCUAUCGUUGCCUUGGAAGUUAUUGGUGCCUUAGUAGUUGCCUCCAUUUUAAUUGGUGCUGCCAUUUGGUAUAUCAGAAAUCGUUAUAGAUCAGGUGUCACUCGUUAUAAGAUGUUACCAAAAUUCGAUUUCGAUAAUGAUGGUGAACAUACAACUCAAUUCCCUGGUCUUUAUGAUGACGAUGAUGAUGCUUUUGGUGGUGGUGAUAAUUCCGCAAAUAAAAACGAUAAAUCCAUCAAUAGAUCUGGUGGUAAAACUCACGUAUUCAGUUUCAGUGGUAUGCCUUCAUCUGCCAUCGACUCUGAUGAUGAUGAUGACUAUGAACAACAACAAAAAGUAAAAGCUGAAAAUCAUAAAACCAAUCAUUUAUUCGAUAUGUAA
Dictyostelium discoideum AX4 is the source of this 10605-nucleotide messenger RNA. RefSeq lists its product as hypothetical. The coding region runs from base 1 to 10605 and encodes 3534 amino acids. The record is from RefSeq and is a predicted model, not a curated record. The transcript is spliced from 5 exons. NCBI's taxonomy places the organism in Eukaryota, Evosea, Eumycetozoa, Dictyosteliales, Dictyosteliaceae.